GCUAUCUGCCAGAGAGCUGGGAGUGCAAAGGAAAUUUCCAGGGCAGGCUAUUAUUGCUCAGAAACACGCACAGAUAAAUAAGGGGCCCCUACGGGUUUGCACUCUUAUCAAUUCCUCUUGGAAGCAGCUUUCUUACCAGCUCUUGCUCCAGCUCCUCAAUUUUUGUUAAGACAAGUAACAUCUUAGACAUGACCCCAGAGAUUCAUAUGCCAGAACCCAUGUGCCUCAUUGGCAACACCGAGGAACAGCUAGUGGCUAACCAGGAAGCCCUGAAGAUCCUGUCUGCCAUCACAGAGCCAGUCGUGGUGGUGGCAAUCGUGGGCCUCUACCGCACAGGCAAAUCCUACCUGAUGAACAAGCUGGCUGGGAAGGAGAAAGGCUUUGCUGUCGGAUCCACUGUGCAGUCUCACACCAAAGGGAUCUGGAUGUGGUGUGUGCCUCAUCCCCAAAAGCCCGGCCACACCCUGGUACUUCUUGACACUGAGGGCCUGGGAGAUGUGGAGAAGAUUGAUGAAAAGAAUGAUACUCAGAUCUUCUCACUGGCCAUCCUUCUCAGUAGCACCUUUGUAUACAACACCAUGAACAAAAUUGACCAGGGAGCUAUCGACCUACUGCACAAUGUGACAGAACUCACAGAUCUGCUCCAAACAAGAAACUCCUCUGGCGUUAAUGAAGCUGAGGAACCUGCUGACGUGAGCUUCUUCCCAGACUUGGUGUGGACUCUGAGAGAUUUUUACCUGAGCUUGGAAACUGACAGACAUGCCAUCACGUCAGAUGAGUAUCUGGAAAAUUCGCUGAAGCUGAAACAAGGUAGUGAUGAGAAAACCCAAAUGUUCAAUCUGCCACGACUCUGCAUACAGAAGUUCUUCCCAGUAAAGAAAUGCUUUGUUUUUGAUUCUCCUACUCAUGGAAAAAAGCUUUCCCAGCUCCAGACACUCAGGAGUGAUGAGCUAAGUCCAGAUUUUCUGCAGGACCUGUCAGAAUUCUGUUCUCACAUCUUCACCCAUUCUAAGAUCAAGACGCUUCCUGGAGGCAUCCAGGUCAAUGGACCCCGUCUGGAAAGCCUGGUGCAGACCUAUGUUGAUGCCAUCAACAGCGGAGCUUUGCCCUGCAUAGAGAACACGGUGGUAACCUUGGCCCGGAGAGAGAAUUCGGCCGCCGUGCAGAAGGCCAUCACCCACUAUGACCAGCAGAUGAGCCAGAGGGUGCAGCUGCCCACAGAGACCCCCCAGGAACUGCUGGAACUGCACAGGGCCUGUGAGAGAGAGGCCAUGGAAAUCUUCAGGAAGCAUUCUUUCAAGGAUGAGGACCAAUGUUUCCAGAAGGAAUUGGAGAGCCUACUAAGUGCAAAGCAGGAUGAGAUUUGUAAGAAGAAUAUAGAGGCUUCUGCAAACCACUGCUCAGCCCUACUUGAGAGUAUUUUCAAACCUCUGGAACAAGAAGCGGCACAGGGCAUCUAUGCUAAACCAGGAGGCCACAAUCUCUUCCUUCAGAAGAUGGAACAGCUGAAGGCACAGUAUCGCCAGCAGCCAGGGAAGGGAACACAGGCAGAGGAAAUGCUACAGCAGUAUUUGAAGGCUAAAGAACCACUGAGCAAUACAAUUCUGCAAACAGACCAAGCUCUCACAGCCAAGGAAAGGCAGAGGAAAGAGGAACGAGAGAGAGCCAGCGCUGCAAGGGCUGAAGCACAGAGGCUGGAGGCGAUUCGCAUCCAGGAAGAGCAAAGGAGAGCAGAGGAGGAGAGACAGUAUCAAGAGAAACUGAGGCAAAUAGAGAUCAACAAUGCAAACUUCAAGGCGAGUCAACAGAGGAUCCAGAAACAGAGGCUCCAGGAAGAGGCUGAGAGGAUCAAGGCAGCACAGGAAGCUGAAUUCAGAAAACUUCAAGAGCAGCUUCAAGCCAUGAGGGAAAGGAGCCACCACUCAUCAAAUGACUGUAUCUUACUCUAAUACACCAAAACCCAGGACUUCCUUUUCUCAUUGCUUCUCAUUGAAGACGCAAAAGAACAAGAGACUAAAGGACCUGAGGCAACCAUUAGUACCGAAGCUCCACUGUCCCCUGUGCGACUGCCAUCCUUAUUGCAAAGUCUUUUAAGUUAUUCAGGAGUGUUAACCAAGUGGAACUUGACCAACAUCUUGAAUUCCUGCUGGUGGACAUGGGAAGGAGGUUCUAAUGAGAACUUAGAAACAAUGCGUAUUUCUCAUGUGGCUAAAGGCUUCUAGUCUGUGGGCAGUGGGCUGACUCCUCAGUACCAUCCGUUGUCCAUCUGCAUGUUCUUGCUCUCCUUUUCUUUGGGAACCCAAUCACAUUAUAGUCAACCUUGUCAAAUGCCCAGCUAUCAUGUCACUCAUACUUAGAUGUAGAUUUGUUUCUACUGAUUGCCUUCUCUACCACGUUCACAUUCUGUCUUUUGUCAUGUUCAUUAAAGAAAUUCUUCAUCACUGAUACUGUGUUUUUGAUGCACAGAAUUGCCAUUUGGCUCUGUCUGUUUUCAUUUUUCUUCCUUAAAGUCUACACCUGCCCAUGCAUUUUGCUCACUUUCUACAAGAUUCUUAAACGUAGUAAUCAUACUGAGUUUAAAUCAUUUUAAUAUUUAAAAUUUAAAAAUGUAAGUGAUUUCUGCUCAUUCAGAGUCUACCUGGGUCUAUUUGCUUUAUCUCUUUAAAAUAAAGACUACACUUGGUUUUUC
Molecule: messenger RNA, 2689 nt
Organism: Psammomys obesus (fat sand rat)
Lineage: Eukaryota; Metazoa; Chordata; Mammalia; Rodentia; Muridae
Gene: Gbp5
Product: guanylate binding protein 5
Exons: 11
Coding region: 189-1949 (586 amino acids)
Molecular function (GO): GTP binding; GTPase activity
Source: RefSeq, a predicted model, not a curated record